AUGGCCGUCUCCAACGCGAUUCAGGAUCUUUUUAGCAGCAUCUACGAGCUCCUCUCUUCCAUCUUCAACGCCUUCUACCACGUCCUGCAGACCAUCUUCAACACCAUCAUCGGCUUCUUCACCGGUCUCGUCAACCUCGUUACCGACGUCUUCCAAGGCGCAAUCGACGUCGUUGGCGGACUCGGCAAUUUCGUCAUCAUUGGCGUCAUCGCGGCCGGCGGCUAUGCCUACGUCCGGUACACCUCGCAAGGUCGACAGGUCGCUACCGGAAAGAAGACCGCCUAA
Colletotrichum fioriniae is the source of this 285-nucleotide messenger RNA. NCBI's taxonomy places the organism in Eukaryota, Fungi, Ascomycota, Sordariomycetes, Glomerellales, Glomerellaceae. The record is from RefSeq and is a predicted model, not a curated record.